Molecule: messenger RNA, 2861 nt
Organism: Arabidopsis lyrata subsp. lyrata
Lineage: Eukaryota; Viridiplantae; Streptophyta; Magnoliopsida; Brassicales; Brassicaceae
Product: probable LRR receptor-like serine/threonine-protein kinase At1g51820
Exons: 13
Coding region: 95-2731 (878 amino acids)
Biological process (GO): protein phosphorylation
Molecular function (GO): protein kinase activity; ATP binding; protein binding
Source: RefSeq, a predicted model, not a curated record
ACUUUUAAUAAGUGGCUCAUAUUGUCAUAUAUACUCAUAUGCAUAGCUUGAUAUCUAAAGAAAACGCUCUUUCUUUUGGACAGUAAGAAGAAAAAUGGAGAGACAUUGUGUGUUUAUUGCCACCUUUUUGCUGAUACUUCAUCUUGUUCAAGCUCAAAAUCAAACUGGAUUCAUUAGUGUGGAUUGUGGUUUAUCCCCUCUUGAGUCUCCUUACGAUGCACCACAAACGGGUUUAACAUAUACAUCAGAUGCCGAUUUAGUAAACAGUGGGAAAACCGGUAGACUCGCUAAGGAAUACGAACCGUUCGUCGAUAAGCCGACUUUGACACUGAGAUACUUUCCAGAGGGAGUACGAAACUGCUACAAUCUAAAUGUCACCCGCGACACCAACUAUUUGAUUAAGGCCACAUUUUUAUAUGGAAAUUACGAUGGUCUUAAUGUUGGGCCAAACUUCAACCUUUACCUCGGUCCGAAUUUGUGGACAAUGGUGAGUAGCAAUGACACUAUAGAGGAGAUCAUCCAUGUGACCAAAUCCAACACUUUACAGGUGUGUCUUGUUAAGACGGGAAUAAGUAUACCUUUUAUAAAUAUGUUGGAGCUACGACCGAUGAAGAAAAAUAUGUACGUUACUCAAAGCGGUUCACUGAAGUAUCUAUUCAGGGGGUACAUUAGCAACUCAAGUACUCGUAUAAGGUUCCCGGAUGAUGUCUAUGACCGUAAAUGGUACCCACUCUUUGACGACUCAUGGACACAAGUAACUACGAAUCUCAAAGUAAACACAAGUAUUAUUUAUGAACUACCGCAAAGUGUAAUGUCAAAAGCCGCAACACCAAUUAAGGCUAACGAGACCUUGAACAUUACAUGGACAGUAGAGCCUCCUACUACACAGUUUUACUCUUACAUACACAUUGCAGAGCUUCAGACUCUAAGGGCUAACGAUACAAGGGAAUUCAAUGUGACACUAAAUGGAGAAUAUAGUUUUGGACCUUUUAGUCCUAUACCUCUAAAAACCUUAUCCAUAGUCGACUUAAGCCCAGAGCAAUGCGAUGGAGGGAGAUGCAUUUUGCAGGUUGUGAAGACACUCAAAUCUACCCUUCCUCCUUUACUUAAUGCUAUCGAGGCUUUCACCGUGAUUAAUUUCCCGCAGAUGGAGACAAAUGGAGAUGAUGUUUCUGCUAUCAAGAAUGUUCAAGAUACUUAUGGAUUGAGUAAAAUUAGUUGGCAAGGAGAUCCAUGUGUCCCCAAACAGUUUUUGUGGGAUGGUCUAAACUGCAACAAUUCAGAUAUUUCUACGCCACCAAUAAUCACUUCCUUAGACUUAUCUUCAAGUGGACUAACUGGGAUCAUCACCAAAGCCAUUCAGAAUCUAACUCACCUGCAAGAACUGGACUUGUCAGAUAACAAUUUGACUGGAGAAAUACCAGAAUUUUUAGGCGACAUAAAAUCACUCUUGGUCAUAAACUUAAGUGGAAAUAAUAUCAGUGGCUUAGUUCCUUCAUCACUUCUUCAGAAGAAAGGAAUGAAGUUAAAUGUCGAAGGCAACCCUCAUCUUCGUUGCACAACGGGUUCGUGUGACAACAAAGAAGAGGAUAGACAUAAGAAUAGGAGCAUUAUAGUGCCAGUGGUCGCAACAAUUGCUUCAAUAGCUGUUCUUGUAGGUGCAUUGGUUCUGUUUUUUAUUCUUAGAAAUAAAAAUUCACCAAAAUUUGAAGGGCCACCACCAUCUUAUAUGCAAGCAUCUUCUGAACAGGCGAUAGUGACGAAAAAUAGAAGGUUUACUUACUCACAAGUUGUGAUAAUGACAAAUAACUUCCAAAGAAUCCUUGGGAAAGGAGGAUUUGGAAUUGUUUAUCAUGGUUUCGUGAACGGUACAGAACAAGUAGCUGUUAAGAUACUCUCUCAUUCAUCAUCUCAGGGAUAUAAACAAUUCAAAGCUGAGGUAGAACUUCUUCUUAGAGUUCAUCACAAGAACUUGGUCGGUCUUGUUGGAUAUUGCGACGAAGGGGAACACUUGGCUCUUAUCUAUGAAUUCAUGGCCAACGGAGAUUUAAAGGAACAUAUGUCAGGAACACCUAACCGUUUUAUUUUGAAUUGGGGAACUAGACUAAAAAUAGUCGUCGAGUCUGCACAAGGACUUGAGUACUUGCAUAACGGAUGCAAACCACCAAUGGUUCAUAGAGAUGUCAAAACCACAAAUAUAUUGUUGAACGAACAUUUCCAAGCAAAACUAGCUGAUUUUGGGCUUUCAAGAUCAUUUCCAAUUGAAGGUGAAACUCAUGUGUCAACAGUUGUUGCUGGAACUCCUGGAUAUCUCGAUCCCGAAUACUAUAGAACAAAUUGGUUGACAGAGAAGAGUGAUGUUUAUAGUUUCGGGAUUGUAUUGUUGGAGAUCAUCACAAACCGACCCGUGAUCGACCAAAGCCGUGAAAAGCCACAUAUAGCAGAAUGGGUAGGAGUACUGCUUACAAAAGGAGACAUUAAGAGCAUUAUGGAUCCAAGUCUGAAUGAAGAUUACGAUUCUAGUUCUGUUUGGAAAGCUGUUGAAUUAGCAAUGUGUUGUCUAAAUCCUUCUUCAGCGAGACGACCGACCAUGUCCCAAGUUGUUAUUGAAUUAAACGAGUGUCUGGCAUCUGAAAAUGCAAGGCGAGGAGUGAGUCGGGACAUGGAAUCGAAGAGUUCUAUAGACGUCAGCUUGACCUUCGAUACCGAAGUGAGCCCAACGGCUAGAUAAUUUACAUAAAUAAUUAUUUCGCAGUAUCACAUGGAUUUUUGUUUAUCUAUUUCUGUUUGAUGUAAGUCAAAUUUGUGUAUCUUUGUUAUUGAGCUAUGAACUUCUUUAUAAAAUAUAUGUGAAUAAAAGU